Messenger RNA from Megalops cyprinoides (Indo-Pacific tarpon), 1859 nucleotides. Its product is annotated as BTB/POZ domain-containing protein 2-like. The record is from RefSeq and is a predicted model, not a curated record. The transcript has 9 exons. Gene Ontology annotation, cellular component: P-body; cytosol. Gene Ontology annotation, biological process: neurogenesis. The coding region runs from base 1 to 1776 and encodes 591 amino acids. Gene Ontology annotation, molecular function: protein binding. Lineage: Eukaryota; Metazoa; Chordata; Actinopteri; Elopiformes; Megalopidae.
AUGCGCUGUUGUGUGUGUUUAUUCCACCUCGCCCAGCAGCGUACUCAAUCCAAGAUGGCCGCGGGAGAGAACAACGGAAGAGCCCCUUGUCUCGGUUUCUCCAGUCCGGGGCCUUUAGGCAACGUUCAGCCGAGCAACAGCGCUCAUUCUGCGGCUGCCAGCAACGGGGCGUCGGGGGGAGCGACGGGGGGGCCACAGAGUGCUGCGCGGCGCACGAACCCUCAACCGGGGCCUGGUGUCGUUGAUAACGCCGGCGUCGCAGUUGGAGCUCCACCGAACGCGCAGAACUAUAGCCCGCAGGCGGCAGCUCAGAGCGGCGCGGUCGGAGCCACGGCCGCCGGAGGGAUGGCAACCUCCGCAACAAACAUGACAACGACAGCGACAUCGAAUGCAUCCUCAGCGUCGACACCCGCGACACAUUCGUCGCUAUCGAGCUCUCCAGCCGCCGCCGCAGUGUUGGUUUACCGGGAGCCCGUGUAUAACUGGCAGGCUACAAAAAGCACCGUAAAGGAGAGGUUCGCUUUUCUGUUCAAUAACGAGGUGCUCAGUGACGUGCACUUUUUAGUUGGUAAAGGGAUGGGUGUUCAGCGAAUUCCUGCACACAGAUUUGUGCUGGCUGUAGGCAGUGCCGUAUUCGAUGCCAUGUUCAAUGGUGGCAUGGCCACUACCUCUACCGAAAUCGAGCUGCCAGACGUGGAGCCUGCUGCCUUCCUUGCCUUGCUGAAAUUCCUCUAUUCAGACGAGGUGCAGAUUGGACCGGAAACGGUGAUGACCACGCUCUAUACGGCCAAGAAGUAUGCGGUGCCGGCACUGGAGGCCCAUUGUGUGGAGUUCUUGAAGAAGAACUUGCGUGCUGAUAACGCCUUCAUGUUGCUCACGCAGGCACGUCUGUUUGACGAGCCUCAGCUUGCUAGCCUGUGUCUCGAGAACAUCGACAAGAACACUGGUGAUGCGCUGGCUGCAGAGGGCUUCACUGACAUCGACCUGGACACACUGGUGGCGGUGCUGGAGCGCGACACCCUGGGGGUUCGGGAGGUGCGUCUCUUCGGGGCGGCGGUGCGCUGGGCAGAGGCGGAGGCCCAGAGGCAGCAGCUGCAGCCAACCCCCGAAAACAAGCGGCGUGUGCUGGGCAAGGCCCUGGCCCUCAUCCGCUUCCCCCUGAUGACCAUAGAGGAGUUCGCCGCAGGCCCCGCUCAGUCUGGGAUCCUGACGGACCGGGAGGUGGUGAGCCUGUUCCUCCACUUCACGGUGAACCCCAAGCCGCGCGUGGAAUUCAUCGACCGGCCCCGCUGCUGUCUGCGGGGGAAGGAGUGCAGCAUCACGCGCUUCGGCCAGGUGGAGAGCCGCUGGGGCUACAGCGGGACCAGCGACCGCAUCCGGUUCUCAGUGAAUCGCAGGAUAUUCGUGGUUGGAUUCGGCCUCUACGGUUCCAUACACGGCCCGACAGACUAUCAGGUUAACAUCCAGAUCAUUCACACAGACAGCAACACGGUCCUGGGUCAGAACGACACAGGCUUCAGCUGCGACGGGUCGGCCAACACCUUCCGGGUCAUGUUUAAGGAGCCGGUGGAGAUCUUGCCCAAUGUGAACUACACCGCCUGUGCCACACUCAAGGGUCCAGACUCCCAUUAUGGUACCAAAGGCAUGCGGAAGGUGACCCACGAGUCCACUGCCACCGGAACCAAAACCUGCUUCACCUUCUGCUACGCUGCGGGCAACAACAACGGCACCUCCGUGGAGGACGGACAGAUUCCCGAGGUCAUCUUCUACACAUAGUGACCUCUUGACCUCUGCGGGGGUUAUCGGAGCAGUGACUUCCUGUCUUCUCCUCAGAAACCCAGUGACAACCAAUGGGGGGG